AUGGUGAAAUGGUGGAAGAUCGUGAACGUGAAGACCCCGUCUAAGGGAGCCAGAUUAAGGGACGAAUUUCAAGAGCCCGUGUUUUCGCUUUCCGACAGAAAAGUAGAUUUCCUCUACAACCUUCUGGACUGGAUGGAGGAGUGGAAAGAAAGGACGAAGGGUUGCGAUAGUGGUACGCUGACGAAGGAAACCCAUGCUGCUCUGUACCAGACUACGCAAGGUCUCAUUGAGAUUUCCAGGUACUGCUUAGAUGAACUGAAGCUUACCUAUGUGCUGCAUGGCAAAAUACAGACCGAUUGCCUGGAAGACCGUUUCGGCAAAUACAGACAGCUAGCUGGCGCUCAAUACCAUGUGUCGAUAAGAUAUACAAUUAUAUCCCAGGCCAUUCUCCGGCGCGCCCUGGGCUCGGGUGCCAGCUGUCUGGGCCUGAUGAAGAAGGGCGUGGACAACGUGGCUUUUUUCCUAAGCUCUCUGGGCAAGCUGCACACCCUGGGAGUCCAGCUGGACUUGGCUCCGUUGUACCCGCCAGUACCGUGGCCGCUGCCGCGUGGCACCCCGAACAUCGGCCAUCUGGUCAGCUGGGACCACUCGCAACAAUGGAACGUCGUCUCCUGGAGCGACUUCCCGACGUUGUCGCAGGUUUCCGAAGAGGUUAUCGAGGUGGACCUGGAGUCCAACGAAGGCGACGCCUACAUAGCCGGUCACCAGCUUGACGGCCGCGUGUUGUUCCCCGCUACCGGCUACAUGGUCCUGGCCUGGAAGUCCCUCACCAAACGCUGUGGCAAGCCGUUCGACCAGGUGCCCGUGGUCUUCGAGGACAUCACUCUGCACAGGGCCACCAUCAUACCAAAGAGCGGCUCUGUGAAGUUCCUGGUGAACAUCAUGCGCGCCUCUGGCGAGUUCGAGGUGUGUGAGGCUGGCACUGUGGCUGCAAGUGGCCGCAUCCGCACGGCCGAAAAAGGCGAGAAGCUCCUGGAGAAGGAACCCCCGGGGCCACCUGCAGAGGCCGUCACCUACGAGCUCGAGGCCGACGACAUCUACAAGGAGCUUAGGCUUCGGGGCUACGAGUACCACGGUAGUUUCCGGGGCAUCAUCAAGGCUGACCUCAACACACGGCAAUACGGCAAGCUCAACUGGGCAGACAACUGGGUAACCUUCAUCGACACCAUGCUACAGUUCAGCAUCCUGGGCAACCCUGUGCGAACCCUCCGACUGCCGGUGCGGAUACAGUCCUGUCGCGUCGACCCUGAAGUCCACGCCAAGAUCUACGAGAAGGCCGGUGAUGCGGGCAUCGACGUUGUCUACAACCCAUACCUCAACACGUGUCUUGCUGGUGGCGUUGCCAUAACAGGCCUCAAGGCUAGCAUCGCCCCAAGGCGUGCCGUGCAGCAAACACCUCUCCUCGAAGAUUAUCAGUUUGUGUCAUACGUAGACGACGAGAAAGCCAGCAGCCAACGCGAAUCCCAAAUUCGCGAGUACGUUGAGGUGUGCUGCGGUGUCGCCCGGCGUGUCCUCGAGUCCUGCGGCAAGAACAAGGCUCAGAUCUCCGACGUCAUGAACGGCUUCCGUGAAGCUCCCGAGCAAGUCCUCAACCGAUACCUGGAGAACCCCGGCGAUAAUCACGGCCUCCUCAAGGUCCUGGCCACCAUCCAGAAACAGACCGAUGGCUCUGCCGCGUCUCUCGUUGCCACAGUUCAGUCCGCCCUGGCUGCCCACCAGGAGGACCUAGAUCGUGACUUCCUCAACACGGUCCUUUACGCAGAGGAUCCGCUGCGGCACCUCUUGGACGUCGUCGUCGAGAACACGAGCACCAAGAAGAUCCGCGUCCUCGAACUGGCUGACGGAGGCAGCACGCUGCUGGCGCCAUGGGUCACAGACCUGCUCCGGCUGUCCAACAUCCUUCUGAAGACCGACUACACCGUGGCCCACCCCGCUCCGGACAAGAUCGCGGCUGAGCUGCUACCCGAGGGAACGAAGACGAUUAAGUGGGACUGCACAUCGACCUCCAAGGACGGGCUACCCGAAGCUGAACUGAUUGUCUUGCGAAGCGUUAUCCUUACAUCGGGCCGUAGUCUGGACUCCGAGGCUGAGAAGAUAAACUCCCUAUGCAAGGAGAAUGGUUUCGUCCUGCUCGCACAGCGCACGGCCCUUACUCCGGCCGAGAUGUUCCUGUCGACCAUCAGCAAAGUACCGCUACGUUUCCACACAAGGAAGACCCUGGAAGCUGCAUUCCUUGCCAGAGGAUUCCGCGUGGUUGGCCUCAAAUCUAACAAUGUUUGCACGCUUCUGUUGCUCCGAAAGAGUGUGCCGGUCGACGUCACCAAGCAGGAGGUGAUCAGAGUCAAGAACACUGGCUACGACUGGGUCGAGCCUCUCAAAACAAAAAUAGCUGAGCUCGAGAACAGGCCCACCGGAGAAAACGUCUGGCUUUUCGGCGAGGAUGCGAAUAUCAGCGGAGUCGUAGGACUGACCAACUGCCUCAGGCAGGAAAGCGGAACUCAUGUUAGGUGCAUACUCAACGCUAGCGUCAAGGUGUCCAACAAGGUCACCGAUUUCAGGCCUAGCAAUCCAGAGUACAAAGAGAUACUGGAGAAGAACCUGGUCAUGAACGUCUACCGCGAUGGACAGUGGGGGUCGUACAGGCACAUAGUCACGCAGUCCCACGGACCACCGAAAGUUACCACACCGUACGCAUUCCUGAACGUGCAGACGCGAGGUGACCUGUCCAGUCUUCAGUGGUACGAGUCACCGCUGCGAUACGCUUCACCACUCACCAGUGUGAAUAGCGUCCUUUGUAGUGUCUACUACGCUCCGCUCAACUUCCGAGACAUUAUGCUAGCCACUGGAAAGCUUCCACCGGAUGCCUUACCCGGCAACCUGGCUACCUCCGACUGCGUCCUCGGCCUGGAGUUCUCCGGCCGUGACCCCCACGGUCGCCGAGUCAUGGGAUCCGUGGCCUCCCAAGGCAUGGCGACGGCCGUGAACGCCGAUCCGGGCUUCCUGUGGGAGGUACCAGAGUCGUGGAGCCUCGAGGAGGCCUCCACGGUUCCGGUGGCCUACUCAACCGCCUACUACGCCCUCGUGGUUCGAGGCAACAUGAGGCCCGGGGAGUCCCUGCUGGUCCACUCCGGAAGCGGAGGUGUUGGACAGGCCGCCAUCUCGAUCGCCCUUUCUAUGGGCUGCACGGUCUUCACCACCGUGG
Molecule: messenger RNA, 3202 nt
Organism: Rhipicephalus microplus (southern cattle tick)
Lineage: Eukaryota; Metazoa; Arthropoda; Arachnida; Ixodida; Ixodidae
Product: fatty acid synthase
Biological process (GO): fatty acid biosynthetic process
Molecular function (GO): oxidoreductase activity; 3-oxoacyl-[acyl-carrier-protein] synthase activity; fatty acid synthase activity
Source: RefSeq, a predicted model, not a curated record